Diospyros lotus (date-plum) is the source of this 1827-nucleotide messenger RNA. Its product is annotated as triacylglycerol lipase OBL1-like. NCBI's taxonomy places the organism in Eukaryota, Viridiplantae, Streptophyta, Magnoliopsida, Ericales, Ebenaceae. Gene Ontology annotation, biological process: lipid metabolic process. The record is from RefSeq and is a predicted model, not a curated record. Gene Ontology annotation, molecular function: triacylglycerol lipase activity. The coding region runs from base 228 to 1667 and encodes 479 amino acids. The transcript is spliced from 5 exons.
GGGAGAGGGAGAGACCAUACUGGUCUGACGACUGACUAAACUUGGAGUCUUCGACAUGAUUAAAGCUGCCCUCACUCUGCCUCUGAGUUCCUUCCAAGGAUCCUACCCAGUAAUUUCUUUUGUAUAUCCAUCCAUGGAUAUAUAUUUAUUCAUGAAUUAAUUGAACCAGUUCAAGCUGAUCUCUCAAUUCUCAUCAUCAUCGACAUUCAUUCCGACCGAGAGGCCACAUGGCUUCUUUCGACCGGAGCUUCUCUAAAAGCUCUCUGCUGCUGUCGCAAGAGGAUGGCUCCCUUCUCGACGCCAUCCGCUUCCUGUUUUUCCGGCGUGUCGGCAAGGCAGAGUUCAUAGCCUGUCCUGCCCAGGAACAGUUACAGGAGAGCUUCAAGUACAGGUGGAUCAUAUUUCUCUCCAUCUCGGUCCAGAAGCUUCUCCAAGCUGUGGCCAAGCCCAUGGCUUGGUUCGGGUCUCUUCUGGAGAUGUGGCUCAACCUCCUCUCCAGCAACACCAACUUCUUCCUCAUGCUGUGGAACCUGCUCCGAGGGAAGCUGGUGAUUCCUGACAGAAAGUCAGCAACUUUUUUGUCGAUUAUUGGACAUGUAGACAGCCGAGUGGAGUUAGACAAAGACAUCAAACACGGGGAUAGCAGAUACAAUGCUGCACUGUCUAUGAUGGCUUCUAAAGCAUCCUAUGAGAAUAAAGCCUACCUCCAAACUGUUGUCACAGAUCAAUGGAAGAUGGAGUUCAUGGAUUCCUUCGAUUUCUACAACGAGUAUCAGAAGAAAUCUACGACACAAGCAUUCGUGUUCCGCGACAAGAAUGUCGAACCGGAGCUCAUCGCCGUUGCCUUCAGAGGCACCGAACCCUUCGACCCAGAUGCAUGGUGCACCGAUUUCGACAUCUCCUGGUACGAGCUCCCCGAAAUGGGGAAAGUCCACCGUGGCUUUAUGAGGGCUUUAGGUCUACAGAAUUCCACUGGCUGGCCCAAGGACAUUCAACUGGCCGACAACCAGCCGAUGGUGGCAUACUACGCCCUCCGAGAAUUGCUGAGAAAGCAUUUGCACGACAAAGCCAAGUUUAUAGUGACCGGCCACAGCUUGGGCGGCGCUCUGGCGGUGCUUUUUCUGGCGAUUUUGGCGUUUCAUGGCGAGGAAUGGUUGCUGGAGAGACUAGAGGGGGUUUACACGUUUGGACAGCCUAGGGUAGGAGAUGAGAAGUUCGGCGAUUUCAUGAAACAGCAGCUAAGUAAAUACAGCAUUCGAUACCACAGGUUCGUGUAUAGCAACGAUAUGGUGCCUAGGUUGCCGUACGAUGAUUCGACGUUCAUGUUUAAGCACUUUGGGACGUGCAUUUACUUUAACUGCUUCUAUAAAGCCCAGCAGGUCGUUUCAGAGGAGCCGAACAAGAACUACUUCUCGCCAUUAUCAGCUAUACCCAAGAUUGUAACUGCGAUCUGGGAGCUGAUUAGAAGCUUCACCAUUUCGUACACCAAGGGAGCGGAUUACAGAGAAGGGUGGAUGCUUCGAUUCGUGCGGUUAAUGGGAUUGGUGGUGCCGGGCGUGUCGGCUCAUUCCCUACAAGAUUACGUGAAUGCUACCCGCUUGGGAUCGCCGGACGUAUAUCUGCAACCGCAUGAUGAUCACAAGGAUCAACAGAGCAUCCAGUGUUGAAAUCGAGAAACUACUCUUUGUAUAUAUUGUGUGUUUUGAAAUUGCCGUAUCUGCUGCCACAAGUAUCAUUGAAUUCUUUAGGGCUAAUUUUGGACAUAUAGACUGGAGUCCAUUUGUUCUCAGGAAUAUGUGAUCAAAUGCGAAGAAAGAAUUUUAUUUA